Messenger RNA from Danio aesculapii, 1970 nucleotides. RefSeq names its product methionine synthase-like. Gene Ontology annotation, biological process: pteridine-containing compound metabolic process. The transcript is spliced from 17 exons. The annotation marks the transcript as partial. The record is from RefSeq and is a predicted model, not a curated record. Lineage: Eukaryota; Metazoa; Chordata; Actinopteri; Cypriniformes; Danionidae.
CUGCGCAUGCGCAGUUCUCCUACACGUGUACUGCACAAAAGUUUCUCAUGAAGAAAGUUUGCCAGUGUUUGCGGUCAUAAUAAAACAGGUCUGACUUGACAGUGCAGCGUUUUAAAGUGUUCAUUCGGGUUGUUUCGGGUCACGUCAGGACUUUAUUCGGCACAAUGCCGCCAACGAUCCACCAGAUUCCAGCCGGAAGAGCGUCGUCUCUCCGGCUGAAGCUGACAGAGCUCCUGCAGCAGAGGAUUCUGGUUCUGGACGGAGGAAUGGGAACCAUGAUCCAGCAGAGGCACCUAGAAGAGGAAGAGUUCAGAGGUCAAGAGUUCAAAGAUCAUCCCAAGAGUCUGAAGGGCAACAAUGACAUCCUGAGCAUCACUCAGCCCGACGUCAUCUACAGCAUCCACAAGGAGUAUCUGGAGGCUGGAGCUGAUAUCAUCGAGACCAACACCUUCAGCAGCACCAGCAUCGCUCAGGCUGAUUACGGCAUGGAGGAUCUGGCGUAUCGGUUGAAUAAAGCAUCCGCUGAGGUCGCCAGAAGAGCAGCUGAUGAUGUCUCUGCACAGACAGGCUGUAAGAGGUUUGUUGCUGGAGCUCUGGGUCCCACUAAUAAAACCCUGUCAGUGUCUCCGUCAGUGGAGAGGCCAGACUACAGGAACAUCACGUUUGAUGAGCUGGUGGAGGCGUAUGCGGAGCAGGUGAAGGGUCUGCUGGAUGGAGGUGCUGAUGUUCUGCUGGUUGAAACCAUCUUUGAUACAGCAAACGCAAAGGCGGCUUUAUUUGCCAUUGACCGUCUGUUUGAGGAGAGUUAUGAAGCUCGACCUGUGCUGAUCUCUGGCACUAUAGUGGAUAAGAGCGGCCGGACUCUGUCAGGUCAGACGGGUGAAGCGUUCGUCAUCAGUGUGUCUCAUGCUCAGCCGCUGUGCAUUGGUCUAAAUUGCGCUCUGGGUGCGUCUGAGAUGCGUCCAUUCAUUGAAGCCAUAGGAAAGAGCACUUCAGCCUUUGUCAUCUGUUACCCUAACGCAGGUCUUCCGAACACAUUCGGAGGUUAUGAUGAGACUCCUGACGUGACUGCGGCUCAUUUAAAGGAGUUUGCUGUGGACGGCUUGGUGAAUAUCGUUGGCGGCUGCUGUGGAACGACACCCGAUCACAUCCGGGCAAUUGCUGAAAGUGUGCGUCAUGUCAAACCCAGAGUUCCCCCUACAGAUGUUUACAGUGACUAUAUGCUGCUGUCAGGUCUGGAGCCGUUCAGAAUCGGCCCGUACACAAACUUUGUGAACAUCGGCGAGCGCUGUAACGUCGCAGGAUCACGCAAGUUUGCCAAACUCAUCAUGGCGGGAAAUUAUGAGGAGGCGCUGAGCAUCGCUAAGGCUCAGGUUGAGAUGGGCGCUCAGGUUCUGGACAUCAACAUGGAUGAAGGGAUGCUGGACGGAGCCGCUGCCAUGAGCCGAUUCUGUAACCUGAUCGCAUCUGAACCUGACAUCUGCAAGGUGCCACUCUGCAUCGACUCUUCAAACUUCUCUGUCAUCGAGGCGGGUCUGAAGUGCUGUCAGGGAAAAUGCAUCGUCAACAGCAUCAGCCUGAAGGAGGGCGAGCAGGACUUCCUGCGCAAAGCCCGGCAGGUGCGUCGCUACGGUGCUGCAGUGGUCGUGAUGGCGUUCGAUGAAGACGGACAGGCAACAGAAACGGAUCAGAAGGUGCAGAUCUGUUCACGUGCGUAUCACCUGCUGAUUGGUCAGGCAGGCUUCAACCCCAAUGACAUCAUCUUUGACCCCAAUAUCCUGACCAUCGGCACCGGCAUGGAGGAGCACAGCAUGUACGCCAUCAAUUUCAUCAGAGCCACGCGGACCAUUAAGGAGAGUCUGCCGGGUGCGAGGGUCAGCGGCGGCCUGUCCAACCUCUCCUUCUCCUUCAGAGGGAUGGAGGCCAUCAGAGAGGCCAUGCACGGAGCCUUCCUGUAUCACGCCAUCAAG